This is a messenger RNA of Bacillus rossius redtenbacheri, 1826 nucleotides long. Its product is annotated as T-box transcription factor mls-1-like. The transcript is spliced from 6 exons. Gene Ontology annotation, biological process: cell fate specification; positive regulation of DNA-templated transcription; heart development. Lineage: Eukaryota; Metazoa; Arthropoda; Insecta; Phasmatodea; Bacillidae. Gene Ontology annotation, cellular component: nucleus. Bases 1 to 1023 code for a protein of 340 amino acids. The record is from RefSeq and is a predicted model, not a curated record. Gene Ontology annotation, molecular function: DNA-binding transcription factor activity, RNA polymerase II-specific; RNA polymerase II cis-regulatory region sequence-specific DNA binding.
AUGGAGGGCGUCAUGGACCUGAGCGUGGCCGGCCGCGACAAGCAUCGCGCCGCGCGGGCCCCGGGAGGGCUGGCGACCACGUGGCACAGCGACCUGCCCGGGGUGGCGGUGACCUUGGAGAACGCCGCCCUCUGGCGCGAGUUCCACGAGCUGGGCACGGAGAUGAUCAUCACCAAGUCUGGUCGGCGCAUGUUCCCGUCGCUGCAGCUGCGCGUGCGCGGGCUCGACCCGGCCGCCAGCUACGCCGUGCUGCUGGACGCCGUGCCCGCCUCGCCGCGCCGCCACCGCUUCGGGGGCGGCGCGUGGGGGGAGGCGGGCGGCUCCGAGCUGCACCUGGCGCCGGCGCCGCCGCGCGUCUACGUGCACCCCGACUCGCCGGCGGCUGGAGCGCGCUGGAUGGCCGAGCCCGUGUCGCUGCACCGCGCCAAGAUCACCAACAACCCGGCCGACCAGAGCGGCCACAUCAUGCUGAUGUCGAUGCACAAGUACCUGCCCCGGGUGAUGGUCGCCAGGACCGCCGACGUGCGCUCGGCGCUGUGGAGUCCCGUGCACGUGUGCUCCUUCCCCGAGACGGAGUUCAUCGCCGUCACGGCCUACCAGAACAAAAAAAUCACAAACCUGAAGAUCAACAAGAAUCCUUUUGCAAGAGGUUUCAGAGAAGGCGGUCAGUCCAACAGCAAACGGAAAUGUAACAAGGAACAUAUCACAGACCCGGUGGACGGCGACGACGAGGCCCGCAGGAGGCGCUGCUCCGAGCCCAGCUCCGAGCACUCGGCGGACGACAGCGGCUGCGUGUCCGCCGGCUCGUGCUCGCCCGCGACGGACGACGGCCGGACGCCAGCCUGCCUGCCGCUCGCCUGCCCGUCGCGCGAGCUGUGGAGGUCCCCGUGCUGCCCGCCGCUGCUGCUGCUGCCCCCGCUGCCCCUGCUGCCCCCGCCGCAGACGCCCUUCCUCGCCUGGAGUGACCACGCGCUCAACCUGGCCCUGGACGCCAAGGGCUGCUGCGCCUUCCCCAGCAGCUGACCGCUCGCCCUGUACAGACCAACAAGUGUGAAUGUGCAAUAACCAGAGACACGGACAUUUCGCUCGUUCACUCGGUUACAACGAUCCGUCUCGUCAGUCCGUCAGUCACGUGAUCAGCGGCCGAUCAGAUGCCCAUUGGUCAGUCCAUCAAAACCUUACCGGGCUUUAACUUUCGGCGGACGGACGGACAGAUGAAAUAACCUUCCAAAUGUUAGCCGGCAACCUUUACUGUCGAAAAUAGUUUUUAAAGUGUUUUUAGUUGCUUCAAAUUGAUGUUUUUAACGUAUUUUUGAACUCAUUUUUAACACAAAUAAAUUUUAAUAAAUAUCAGAGCGAAAAUAAAAUGUGUUAAAUGAUUUAUUGCGUGCUUAAAUUUCAUGAUCGUUAGUCUAAAAUACCUGUACAAGAUAUAUUUUCACCACUAUUUGAGCCUUCUAUUCAGUUUACAGCAUCAAAAUAGAAAAGUAUUUGAUGGACCUGCGGAUCAUUGUUGAGUCCGCCUUUAGAAGGCAAAUCUUCAAACUCUCGCACCGUGUUCAUGAUUGAACCUCUUCAACCGUGAGCGAACUACGCCCAGCUAGGAGAGAAGUAAGUGAAUCAGGUAGUGCUGAUUAACAAGAACAAAAAUAUGCUCGCAGGGAAAUCAACCAAUGAAUAAAGCAAACACCUGGGAGUUUUAAUUCUAGCCUGAAGCCAAGUUGAAUCAGUGGAAUGUCCGGCUCUCUAGCAAUAACAGAUUUUUAUACGCUGUUAAUUAUACUAUGACCGUGUUUUGCUAAAGAAUAAAUGUUUUAACAAAGUAA